AUGGCUACGCUGCGGCCCGGCGAGGCCUCGCCAUCCUUUGCGCAAACCGGAGCCGAGCUCGAUCUCGACGACAGCGACAGCGACGACGACAACCUGUUCAACCUCGACGACUACGAUGAGGACGAGGAGGCCGUGGACCUGCGGUCCGAGGUUGCCGGUGCCGGUGCCGGCGCCGAGGCGCACGAGAUGCACGGCCUGCGCGGCGGCGACCGUCCGGGCAGCUCACGGAGCGAAGCAGCAGCAGAGGCGUCCUCGUCGGCGCGGCGCAAACACCGCAGGACGACGACGAGGCGCGGCAGCGGCAACACGGUGGCCAGCUACGAGCUGUACACCCCAGACGAGGAGGCAGCCGUGCGACGCAAGUUCGACCGCCGACUGGUGCUCUUCGUCUCAUUCCUCUUCCUGCUGAGCUUCGUCGACCGAUCCAACGUUGGAAACGCUCGCAUCGCCGGCAUGGAGGAGGACCUGCAGACCACGCCGCCCCGCGCUGGGUGGUACUCCCUCUCCCUGAGCGCCUUCUACGUCACCUACGCCUCCUUCGAGUGGCUCUCGCUGCUCUACCGCGUCCUCCCCGCGCACCUCCUCAUCUCCUUCGCCGUCGUCUCCUGGGGCGUCGUCGCCUCGCUGCAGGCCGUCGCGCCCUCGUACCCGGCCCUCGUCGCCCUCCGCGCCCUCCUCGGCCUCACCGCCCGCGUCGCCGCCUUCAUCGCCGCCGCGCCCCUCGCCAGCGCCGGCGCCUCCAGCCUCGCCUGGGUCGUCGUGCGGCUCGCGCGCGCGCUCGACCUGCCCAUAGCGCCCUGGCGGUUGCUCUUCCUCGUCGAGGGCCUGCCGUCCGUGCUCGCGGGCGUGCUCGCGUGGAGCGUCGUCCCGGACAGCCCGCAGUCGGCGCCGUACCUGACCCCGCGCGAGCGGCGUGUCGCCACGCUCCGCCUCCGCGGGGAGAAGCCACCCGCCGACUCGGACGACGGUGGCGCUCAGGGCUCGCGCAGACGACGGCUGUCGUGGCGCGCCGUCUUCUCCGUCGCCCUGGACCCCAUCGCCAUCCUCGCCUCCGCCAUCUUCUGCAUGGUCAACAUGGCCUACUCCUCCCUCCCCGUCUUCCUGCCGCAAAUCAUCCGCAGCAUGGGCCACUCCAGCCUCGCCGCGCAGGCCCUCGCUGCGCCGCCGUACCUCGUCGCCUUCGUCGCCGUCCUCGUCACUGCGCGGCUGUCCGACCGCCGCGCCGGCCGCACCCUCCCCACCGUCGUGCACGCCCUCUGCUCCGCCGCCGGCUACCUUGUGCUCGGUCUCGCUGAGCCCCUCCGCCUGCCCGCCUGGGCCCGCUACCUCGCCGUCUACCCGGCCGCCGUCGGCUUCUUCAACGUUGUCACCCUUAUUAUUACCUGGGGCAUCAACAGCCAGCCCGACGAGACGCGGCGCGGAGCCACGUUCGCCAUGAUGCAGCUCAUCGGCCAGCUUGGCACCCUCAUCGGCACCAGGCUCUACCCCGACCGCGACGCCCCGUACUACACCACGGGCCACCGCGUGUGCGCCGCCGUCUUGCUGGGGGCUGCCGUGUGUGCUUUUGCGCUUCGCUCUCACUUAAAGCGUCUGAACCGCAAGCUUGAUGAAAAGGAGGGCGUUGGCGCCUACGGCCACGGUCAUGGUAUUGCUGGCCAAGACUGCGACGAGGCGGAGAGAUUGGUUGGCUCUUCAGGACACAAGAGCUCGGGAAACAGCUUCAGGUAUCUGAUUUGA
Messenger RNA from Cordyceps fumosorosea ARSEF 2679, 1737 nucleotides. RefSeq names its product Major facilitator superfamily domain, general substrate transporter. The transcript has 3 exons. Gene Ontology annotation, biological process: transmembrane transport. The record is from RefSeq and is a predicted model, not a curated record. Bases 1 to 1737 code for a protein of 578 amino acids. Gene Ontology annotation, molecular function: transmembrane transporter activity. Gene Ontology annotation, cellular component: membrane. Lineage: Eukaryota; Fungi; Ascomycota; Sordariomycetes; Hypocreales; Cordycipitaceae.